Drosophila guanche is the source of this 321-nucleotide messenger RNA. Its product is annotated as GTP-binding protein YPTC1-like. Gene Ontology annotation, molecular function: GTP binding; GTPase activity. NCBI's taxonomy places the organism in Eukaryota, Metazoa, Arthropoda, Insecta, Diptera, Drosophilidae. Bases 2 to 310 code for a protein of 102 amino acids. The transcript has a single exon. The record is from RefSeq and is a predicted model, not a curated record.
GAUGCUUUCUAAGAUACUUUUGUUGGGCGAUUCUGGUUUGGGCAAGAGCACUCUGCUACAACGUUUUAUGGCCGGACAAUUCACGGCCAAAUACCAUAGCUCCGUGGGAGUCGAGGUGGGAAUGCACUACAUUGAGGUGGCCGGGCAGGUUGUUCAGCUACUCAUCUGGAAUGCGUCCGGGGAGAAGCGUUUCCGACCACUGCUGCCCAGCUACUACCGUGAAGUGCAGGGCAUUAUGCUCGUCUAUGACACCACAAGUCCAUCCAGUUUCCAAAGCUUGCAGUGCUGGCUGGAUGAGAUCGACAGGUAGAGCAAACGGGA